Molecule: messenger RNA, 2626 nt
Organism: Onychostoma macrolepis
Lineage: Eukaryota; Metazoa; Chordata; Actinopteri; Cypriniformes; Cyprinidae
Gene: asb15b
Product: ankyrin repeat and SOCS box containing 15b
Exons: 9
Coding region: 290-2044 (584 amino acids)
Biological process (GO): intracellular signal transduction
Cellular component (GO): cytoplasm
Molecular function (GO): protein binding
Source: RefSeq, a predicted model, not a curated record
AACUCAAACCCUUUUGCCUUGUCAUGUCAAAGUGACCCUGCAUUCUCAGAGCGUCGAGAGAAAGAGCGUCAGCACUAAAUAUAUCCUUCCAGACCUGAAUAUAUCCAAAACUCAGUCUGUGUUUUGCAACGCAGCAAGGUGCAUGACAUUUCUUCCUAUAGUUCAUAAAAAAACAAAACUCUCAGGACGGAUUCACAGUGAAAACUGGAAAUUCGUGUCAGUUUCAUAAUCAUGUUUUCAUCAAGAUUGCAGUUUUGUUCAUGUGUGUGUUUUUGAGCUCUGAAACACAAUGGACUACAUGGAACAAAUGGAUGAAGAUCAGCUCAUUGACUUUGUUAUGCAAAUGAGCCUCCAAGAUGCUUACAGUGUCUCUGUUUUGAAUGAACCGCUAAGCACUUUAGAAACCGCCAGUGAUGAAAACCUCCAGAUUUUAUCAGCUAUCAAUCAAGGUGAUGUGUUUGCACUGAGGCAAUUGCACAAGUAUAGUUACGCCUAUAAAGAAAGAGACAGCAAAGGUUGGCUUCCGAUACACAGAGCGUCAGUCCAGCCAGACGUCCAUGUGUUGGACAGCGUCCUCCUGGCAUCCUAUGAGCUGAGCAUGGAGGAGAUGACGCCUGAUGGAAACACUGCUUUGAUUCUGGCUUGUCAAGCAGGAUAUGUGGAGAAUGUGAAGGUUCUUCUCCAACACGGAGCAUCUCCACACAACAUGAACAGCAGGAAUGAGACUCCACUUCUCCUAGCUGUGAGGGCAAACUCAUAUGAUAUGGUUCAUGCACUGAUAAAGGGAGGCGCCUUCGUGCAGCAGGUUUGUUUGAAAAAGUGGACUGUCACCCACGAGGCUGCUAAAGUGGGUUGCGUGGACAUCCUGAUGCUGCUGCUGAGACAUGGGGGGAAGGUCAGGGGACGGGACGGUCAUGGGGUCACACCUCUGGGCAUUGCCGCAGAGUACGGCCAUCCGGAAAUACUGGCAAUCCUUAUCGAAUAUGGGGGCGACGUCACAGCACAAGCUGCAAAUGGAGACAGUGUGUUAUAUGACGCCGCAGGCUGUGGGAACCUGGACUGCAUUGAUCUACUCUUACAACAUGGUGCCAGUCCGAAUGUAGCCAGUCUUUGCUCUCUACUGCCAAUUCACCGCGCAGCCUACGAGGGGCACUACCUGGCUCUGAAGAUGUUCAUUCCCAUCACCAGUAAGAGGGCCAUCCGUUUGUCUGGGAUGAGUCCGGUUCAUUCUGCGGCGGAUGGAGGCCAGGCUGACUGUCUCGAGCUGCUCAUCAAGAAAGGUUUUGACGUCAAUCCAAUCCUGGGCUGCCAUAUUUCCGAAACCUACGGUGACAUGAGGAAGACCCCACUGUACUUCGCCGUCUGCAAUGGAGAUGUCACCUGCACAGAGAUGCUUCUGAAAGCAGGUGCGAAGCCCGACCUGGACCCACUGCGCUGCCUCCUGGUGGCGGUCAGAGCUGGGAAGUACGAGCUGGUGCGGCUGCUUCUCGCCUAUGGGGCGGACGUCAACUGCGUCUUCUCCAUCGUCAGCGACACCUUAUUUCCUACAGCAUUGCAGUACUGCCUCAAAGAUGAAAUGAUGCUGCGCCUGCUCCUUAACAGCGGUUACCAUACAGAAAGCUGCUUUGAGUGUUACCACGACAACUGUGUAACAACAUACACGUGGGCAGAGGCUCGUAGCCAGUCGCACCAAUUCAAGAGUGCAACGAAUAAAGUAACCUUUUGCGAGUUUAUUAGCGUCACAUGGAUGGCGCACUUGGCAGGGAGGGUGGUGCUGACACUUCUAGAUUACGUGAACCAUGUGCACAUCUGCUCUACACUGCAACACAUUCUGGAGAGACAGGAGGAGUGGCCCGAUAUCUGUGAUAUCCUUAGGAACCCACGCUCUCUGAAACACCAGGCCAGGUUGGUUAUCAGGAAACGUAUGACACUGAGAAGACUGAAUGAGCCAGAGUUCAUGAGCACCGUUCCUUUCCCCCCGGCACUGAAGAACUUCCUGCUCUACAAAGAAUAUGAUAUUUAUGGUCAGAUGGAUGAACAGUAGAUAUAUGUAUUUUAUUCCAAUUUAUAUGAGUGAAACUAUUUCUAACAGUGUCAUUUUGUGAUAAUGUAAAGAAACAAAAUGUAACAAAAACAAAAAGUAAACAAAAUGUUAAAGAUGUGUUUACAAACAAUAUUAUUAUGAUUAUAUAAUUUUCAUAUGUUAAUGCUCACAAAACACAUCAACAACAAGUCCAGGUCACAUUUCACCCUAAAACAAUAAGACAAAAGCUAAUAAUUAAAUGAAAAAAAAUAAAUAAAUAGUUUAAUACAUAUGCACCUUUUUGAUUUGAUUGAAACUUGACCUGGACAUGAUCCUGACAGAUUUCCUAAAAUUUACUCUAGAUAGUCUGCAGUGUGUCAAUUUAUAUGCUACAUAAAUACAUGAUUUACUCUGGAAACAGUUUGACCGACAUAUUUUUAUCACAUGCUAAAGGAUUGCAUUACUUUUCAAACCAUAACAAUGAGACAUCAAUUUCAAACUUCACCAACAUUGAUCCUGGCUCUAAUCCAAAAACAAUGAGGAUUUGUGGAAGCUGUUGUUGCUAGAGAUACUUGUUAUCAGAGCAACAACAUUCCUGCACUG